Messenger RNA from Lottia gigantea (owl limpet), 495 nucleotides. RefSeq lists its product as hypothetical. The transcript has 2 exons. NCBI's taxonomy places the organism in Eukaryota, Metazoa, Mollusca, Gastropoda, Lottiidae. The record is from RefSeq and is a predicted model, not a curated record. Bases 1 to 495 code for a protein of 164 amino acids.
AUGCAUCGUCCGAUGUACAGUUCGUUUUCUAUCGAUGCCUUGAUGGCACCCCAACCAAGACUGCAUCCCCCGUUUUAUUAUCCGGGGUACAUGUUUAUGCCGCCCUCAUCGCUUCCUCAAGGUGGAAUGCCAGAUCCCCGGGCGAUGCCUUUGACUCAUCCGAUGUUCGCACAAGCGCACCUGCUUCCACCUCAUCCUGGUGCCGAUUAUCUAUUCAACUCCGGGUUUUCUAAUCAUGGAAUCAAAGACGGUAGUAUAUCUGGAAUAAUUCCUAAACCGGGUGCUUUAAAUCCUGAAAGAAGUUUGUCUGUGAGUCCUGUAAAUAGUGAAGAUGGUGAUGACGAUGUUCCUGACAGAUCUCGAGGCCUGAAGAAACAUUGUAUAUACACGUGUACUAAACUUUGCCUCAUUAAAUUACAAGUGAAAGUAAAAGAGAGGUCUCUUUAUCUUUAUCCAUAUAUAUAUAUUACUACUGUUAUAUAUUACUUGGAUUAA